UGAAUGCUAUAAUCUCUGCAGAAUCCUAAGGUAAGAAAAAUUAUAGAGGAUGUUAUUGGAGGUUGUGAUUAAUAGACAGCUACUGUUCUUGAUAUGUCUUUUGUACAUCUUUACACUUGUGAAGAAGGAAAACAUAAAUUUCAUCAUUGUAGAGUAGAAGGAAUUUUAGUAUUUUUGAUUGAUAGAAGGGAAGGAAAAGUACUUAAUAUUUUAAUUCAAUAGGCAUUUUAUUUAAGAAUACUUCAUCCAGCUUCAUUAGAAGUUAGAUUCUCUGUCGAACUAUAUUUUGGAUUUAUUGAUAGUUGGGCUCCAGUAAGAGGAUUUACUAAUUUUUAUGCAUUCCCAUUUAGCAAAGGAUUUGUUGGGAUGCUUUUUAUAAAUGAAUAAGAAGCAUAAAGGGUUACAUAAAAAAUUAAAUAAUAUGCCCCAACCAAAAAAGAUCUUGAAAAACUGAACUUGUAGAUUAAAGAAGAGGAAAAGCUUUUAAAGGCUUAUUAACAACAAGAAAAAGAAAAAGACACAUUUUCUUAUUAAUUUAAAGCAUUUUUUGGUAAAGAAAAAGUUGAAAAAGUAUAAAAUAAAAAUUAAUUAUUAAGCCAAUUUAAAUUGGGACACCAUAAAAUGUUAAAAGAAAUACCCUUUCUUUGAAUAUAGAAACUGGUGAAAUUGAUAUUGACAAAUUGCCACCUGUAUUAAUAGAAGUCUUUUUAAAUGCAGGAAUUACAAAAAAAGAUCUUCAAGAUAAAGCCAAAGCAAAAGAGAUUUUUAAAACAGUAGCUAGAUUUAGUGAAAGAUCUUAAUUAAAUACAGUAUCUUAAUUUUAUCUAUCUAGCCAAUUCAAUCAAAUUAGUAAAAUAAAAAUUAGACAAAACCAUAAUAAUAAUAAGUGACAAAUCAACCUUCUCAAAAAUCAAAUCCAGUUUAACCAUAAUAAUAAUAAAAUAAGCCUUAAACAAUAAGUACAAAUAAAGGUGCACCUCCUCCACCGCCUCCACCACCUCCACCUCCACCUCCUCCACCACCUCCUCCCCCACCUCCUCCUCCUCCUCCUAUUCGUUAAGGUGGCAACAAACCUGUGGUAUCAUAGCCUCCCUCUCAAACAUAACAGUAAAAACCAUAAAGCCAAGCUUAAAAUUAAUUAACAAACCCUCCUACUUAAACUUAAUAAAAACCAUAACCUCAUUCUAUUUUAAAGAGCUAGGCUGAUUAAAAAAAUCUAGCUAAAGAAAUUGAAAAUUCAACUGGUUAUAAAGUUUAAGGUCAUGAUAUUAAGAUGGAUAUUGGUAAUAUGAAUGCUAAGGAGAAGGAGGAUCUAUCAAUUAUGCUUGAGGUUAAUGUGAAAAAUAGAAGAAUAACUUAAUUUGCAAAAAGAAAGAGUAGUGAUGAAAGUGGUUGGAGUGAUGAUUGA
Molecule: messenger RNA, 1408 nt
Organism: Paramecium pentaurelia
Lineage: Eukaryota; Ciliophora; Oligohymenophorea; Peniculida; Parameciidae
Source: the annotation of a GenBank genome assembly